Sclerotinia borealis F-4128 is the source of this 1164-nucleotide messenger RNA. The record is from the annotation of a GenBank genome assembly. Lineage: Eukaryota; Fungi; Ascomycota; Leotiomycetes; Helotiales; Sclerotiniaceae.
AUGGAGCCUCUCACCUUUUUUAAUAGAUUCUCAGUUCUUGAGGUUGAGGACAUUGGUCAAGAUAUCGAAGAUGAGCCAAUCCCGCAAUUUGACUCACGAUUCAUAUUACCACACAAACGCACUUCUAAACGUUAUCAUCGUUACCGUCACAGCCAUAAGGAAUUUAUCAACAAGAAGAUAUCACCCUUCUUAAGGAUUCCUCGCGAGUUACGAUGGAUGGUUCUCGACGAGCUUGUGGCUUUGAAUUCAGAAAUAGAGAUUAGUCCAUCGACCAUCAAUGCUUUCCAUGCUCUGCGUCUCACCACGAAAGGCCUUCGAGAAGAAGUAAAAGGAUGGGCAAAGAAGAGACCUGAUAUCGUUAACGAUUUCCCGUAUGGCUAUUAUAUUCCCUUACAAACCACAUUUAUUUUGAAGAUCGAUGAUCGCUGGAACAAAAGAGUCAAGCACAAGACCCUUUCGGGAUCCCAUGUAGCACUCAAACGAUCCAAAACACGAAAUGGGAGUUCAACGAAAACGACAGGUAUCGACUAUAUGACAAGGGAACAGAGUUGGUACAACUUCAGCCGCGUGCGAGAACCACAAAAAUUAGCAAAGGCGCAUCUCAAAUUUGAGAUUCUUCUGUCGAAACACUUUGCAUCAGACAUGUUGGGUUGCAUUCCCCAGAGAGAGCUAUUUACAGCACUGUCUCUUGCUAGUCGGUACUCCGGGCGGUCCUGGGCUUCCAUGCGUUUGUUUAUACAUGGGUCACUGGACCAGAUCUCGUAUCUGUUCGAACUUCCUAUGGCUCUUCAGUUGCGAGAAUUGAUGGACGCAACACAGAAGGUAGAUUUUGAUAAGGAGUCAUGGGAAGGAUUCUGUGAUCACAAUUGGCCAGGCGGCGACUACCAGUCUCUAGAAUACCCUGUGCAUAUGACAUGUUUGGAAGAUAGCAUAUGUGAAAUAAAUAGGCGCGAUGAGACUGGUGCAGAUGUCUACGAGUUUGGUGGUCAGGUAAUGGCGUUUACAGCCAAAUCGGCAGAAGAGAUGCGUCGUGGGCCAGUACUAUUACCACGACCAUUACCGUUACCAUCACAGUCUUCCACAUCCGCUGUUACGGGCAGGUCGAGUUCUCCCUCGUUCCAUAACCAUACAUCGAGAUCUUUACAGGCGACAUCGUGUCUGUGA